Messenger RNA from Cyanistes caeruleus (blue tit), 4026 nucleotides. RefSeq lists its product as uncharacterized. Gene Ontology annotation, molecular function: L-serine ammonia-lyase activity; threonine deaminase activity. NCBI's taxonomy places the organism in Eukaryota, Metazoa, Chordata, Aves, Passeriformes, Paridae. The record is from RefSeq and is a predicted model, not a curated record. Gene Ontology annotation, biological process: L-serine catabolic process; L-threonine catabolic process.
GCCCAGUUUAUCUACUUCAGAGUCUUAAAAAACAGAAGUCCCAGGGACCGCUACAGGGAAGACGAAGACUACGAUCCUUUCUGGCAAAGGUUGGAGAAUAUUGCUGUCUGACUUAGAGCUAGAGUGCUCCUUUAUCCCCCUCAGGGGUCAUGGUCAGCCCUCGGGGUCCACCCAGGGCCAGGCCCACGGACAUGACAACCCCUGGACCCCUCCUGCCUCCUUAUGGUGUCGUAGUUGGAGUUUUGCUUCACCUCGUUGUUUAUUUAGUCGCUGUGCUGUAUAGUUAUGCUGAGCAGCUGUUCUUGAAAAAGGAUGACAAUAAAAUAAAGAAGCAAGAUAUGCCAGCAGUCUGUGAUCUUCACUGCUGUAAGGAUGUGCCUGUAAGAAAUGGCCUAAUUAGGCAGAAGCCACCCUCUAUCAACCCUGAGAGACUGAAGGAUUUUGGUGAGGAGGAUUACCUCAACGGGGAUGUGAAGACCUGGGAAAUGAAGAUAGUGAGCCGAAAUGAGGAGUUACUUAGGGAUGCCCUUUCCUGCAUCCCUCAGCCAAGCAGUAGGACCAGCCUGACAAGCUGUAACAAGCUGAUUCGAUUUGAAGACAUUAGUGCAGCAGCCUUCAAAAUCCAGUGUGGUGUUCAGAAAACCCCCUGCAUGUAUUCUAGGCUAUCCAAGCAGUAUGGAAUGGACAUCUACCUGAAGAAGGAAUUCCUCCAGUACACAGGGUCUGUGAAGGAACGAGGGGUACUUUACCUUCUGAUGUCAUUGCCUCAGGAGCAGCAAAGAAAGGGGGUGAUCGUGGCUUCGGACAGUAACUUUUCCAUGGCUGUUGCUUACCAUGCCUCAGAGCUCCAUAUUCCCGUGUUUGUCAUCGUGUCCACCAGCACGGCUCCGGCCAGGGUGAAAAUGUGCCGUGAGUACGGCGCCAUGGUCAUCUCCUACGGCACCACAGCGAAGGAUUCCCAGGUGCACGCGAGGAGGCUGGCGCAGGAGAAUGGUUACCUCUACCUCGAAGAGGAGGACAGUGCUGUGUACCUGUCAGGCCUGGGAACCGUGGGGCUGGAGAUGUACGAGCAGGUGCCAAAUCUGGACGCAGUGAUUUUCCCUGCAGGAGGCCACUGUGGCUUGCUGGCAGGGUCAGCUGCUGCACUCAAACACCUCAACCCACAUAUUUCUGUAAUUGGAGUUGAAUCUGAAAGUUUCCCAGUAUUGCAGCAGUCCUUAAAAGCUGGCCACCCAACUGAUGACCAGGCCUGCAACAAUCAUCACUUCUAUGGAGAUGUGAGUGGAGUUUGCUUUGGCAGCAAUUCUUUGCAGCUGACUGGGAAGCUUGUGGAUAAAGUUGUUGCUGUGAGGGAGGAGGACAUCCUCAUUUCAAUGCUGAGGCUGCUGGAGUAUGAGAGAGCCACGGUUGAUGCAGAAGGGGCCAUUGGACUUGCAGCAUUGGUGGCAGGGAAACUGCCUGAGUUGAAGGGUAAAAGAGUGGCAGUUGUUAUAUGCAGUGGAAACCUGGAAUUACAUUUGCUGCAACAGUGCAUAGCUCGUGCCCUGACCCUGGAUAACAGAGUGUGCAGAUUUUCCCUUGUGAUUUCCGACUGCCCAGGAGAUGUGUCAAAGCUACUGGAGAUUUUGGCUCGGGAAGAAGCAAGAGUUUUGGAUAUCAAACAAGAACGCACAUUUGUGACGUCUGAGCUCUUCACUGUCAAGGUCAUCUGCACUGUGGAGACCAGAGACAAGAUCCACACAGCCCAGCUGAGGAAUGCCCUCUUGGAACGCUACCCCACAACUGCCUGGACCGAGCGGUGACGGGCACAGCGCGGUGAGGGGGCACCAGGGCCUCUGACAAGGAUUCCACAGAGCCCCAGGCUCCAGGCUUUCACAACAAAUAUUAUCUUUCAAAGCUGAACAGUUAGCAAAUAGUUUCAGGUUAUUUAUUUCCUGCUCAAAAUGUAGUAAAUAUCUUUGGGGAGAAAAACAAGUUAAACUCAAAACUUUAGUUUAGCUAAGGGAAGCUCUUAGUCUCUGCUGGUUUGGAAUUCCUCAGUUCAUUGUCAGCUGGCUGCCUGGGUUUUAGCUAGUUCAUAGAAUCCAAUGAUAUUCUGUAAACAAACAAGGAGAAGGCAUUUCUCUUUAUAUCAGAAUAUAGACCUCUCAAAGGUCUUUUGAUUUUGAUGCCCCUUGUUAAAGUAAUGCAGCUCCUUCUGCUGGGCUUAGCCACACUACAAGUACAGAAAUUUUCUGUUUCCAAGGCAGAAACAGUUUUCUGUUCAUUAAAUCUGCUUCAGGAUAUGUAUACACGUGUGUGGGGUUGAACACACUUCUGUUCUGAUCUUUGCUACCACAUGAGGAAAAAUUAAUAGAAGGUGAUUUAAACACAGAUAGAAAAACCCUUGGAAGAUAAAAGCCAAUAUAAUAUUAAAUUUUUCCCAAGGGAAAAUGAUCCUAUUUGCAAAAUAAAAUUCCAAAAUAUUUUGCAGACAUUGAAAGAAAAGUAUUGAGUAUGAUUAGAGCUCAUAAACAGAACACAAAUGUAUUUCUUGCCUCUGCUUUUGAAGACUCAGUAUAAAAAGUAGCAUAUAAACUGGCUUGUGUUUCUAUAUAAAAAAGGGGUCUUGCUAUCCAGGUGAAUUUUGUAAUUAGCAUUCCGCUGAUUAUCUUAGUCUGUCUAAAACAGACUCUAUCCAUCUCACCUGACAGAUUAAGCACACUGUUAAUAGUGACAUAUAUUUAAAGACCACAUGUUUAUAGCCAAAGGCAGUGCUGAGAGAAGAGGAAGCCUAAGUCUUAGGGACGUGGCUAAUGCAAUUAACAAAGAACACAUUGACCUAAAUACCAUUUUUAUCACUACAGGCAGAGACCAACUAAUAAUAUAACUGAGUGGGAUGGCAAGAAAUGUAAGAGAAGUUCAGGCCCUCUUCUGAAUGUGCACACAACAAAGUUAUCACUUUUCAUUUGGGCAGAAUUUAACUUCACCUCUGGAAGGACUCUAUAGAACCUUCCAGUACCUAAAAGGGGCCUACAGAAAAGCUGCAUGGGAUCUGGGGCAAUGGCUUUAAAGUGAAAGAGGAAAGAUUUAUAUUAGGUAUUAGGAAGAAAUGCUUUACAGUGAGGGUGGUGAAGCACUGACACAGGUUGCCCAGAAAAGUUAUGGAUGCCCCAUCCCUGGCAGGGUUCAAGGUCAUGUUGGCUUUGAGCAGCCUUGUCUACUGAACAGAACUGCACGACAGGGAGGUUGGAACUAAAUGGUCUUUGGGGUCCCUUCCAAGCCAGACUAUUCUGUGGUUCCAUGAUCCAUCUCCCUCUGUAGCUUACACAGGCCAGAUGGGAUCAGAAGGACAGCAUUUUGGCUGUCUCUUCAGUAUUCUUUUUCUGGGACAUAAUGUGUUUGCUCCUUCUUGUUGUGGUUCAAAAAGGAGCAGGAGCACAGAGUCUGACUAAUGGUGGACAAAAAAUAGAAGUUGACAGAUUUGGUCUCUUUUUGGAAGGACUAUGUUGGUUUGCACAUGGAAGUAAAAAUUACUGAUGCCCCAAUGGUUAGUUUUGUUCCCUCCUGGCCAUCCCCAAUGAUGGAUAUAGGCCUUGGUCCUGUAAAUCACAGCUGUGUCCUGUCAGACACAACUCCUUUCUCCAAUGUCAGAAGAGUUUAAGAAAUCUGUAUGGAAAUAGAUGACAGAGUCCAUAUUACAUACUUGCUACUUCCAUUGGAACAAGAAAUGAACCUCUUAUCAACGAGCAGAUUUGGGAUGAAAACCCGCUAUCGAUAAGGGUCUAAUUAGCCUCUUGUGUUUUUUGGCAAAAGUCUCAGGAAAUUCUGAGGAUGUCUCAGGUACCUCCAUGAGAAGAAAAUGGAGUUUUAUAACCAAAGUUCUCAGUAGUGGCCAACAGGUUCUGCUGUCCAGAUAUUUGAUUUAAAAUUUUGUAUUUUCCUGGAUGUUAUUGUUUUAGAAGCUCAGAGCAUUAAUGACUUCUUUCCUAAUCAGCAGGAACUGCAUUUAGCAAGUCUUCACAAACCGGGGGCAAGCAGAUGUAG